CAGCGUAGUCACGGCGACCGGCCAUGUGUUCAGUACUGUUCAGUCGGUGGUUUGUCGCGCACCGGUUAAGAGAAGGUUGUCGUGCGUGUGUUUGUCUCGUGGUUCUUCGUGUACCUUCGUUUUACGAAAGCGUUCUCGUGCAUAGAAACCACUUGACACUGACAAAACUAAACACUUGGCGUCCUACUGCUGCAGGUUGUUCGACAUCCUCCACUUGCAAACUACUCUGGCUUUCGUAGCAGUUACGAUAAUUAAACGAUUCAGAGUACAAUCACUUAAAUUGUUAAAAAUUCGAGCAGACGAUUUUGUGAAUUUAAAACUUCUUGCAACUUUAUUCGUGAAACACAUUUUAACCGAAUUCGGUGGUGGCUUGGAUAAACGUUGGAAAAUCGAGACAAUGAUAGUGUCGUUGAAAACUUGGUACGAAAUAACGCAUAUUAAAAUAUCCUGUGCCUCGGUCGCGUUUAAUCUACAAAGUGACAACGUACACGCGAAGAAGAAAUUUUACGUAUGAUUGCGUAUUUCGAAUCGAAGAUAAUUCGCGCGAGUCGUUGACAUGCGCAGUUACGUUAGUUUCCCGCUAGGACGUUCGAUUUAGAGAUAUCGAAAAGAAUCGGAAGUUGCUCUUUUCGAUGAGAAUCGAAGGAGUUCGAGAAGUGAAGAAGAACAGUGACUAGCGUCGUAUGUUAUGACUGGCGUAUUUUUUACGAGGCAAAAGGAGGAGAACGAUGUGGGGUGGUUGCCGUUGAUCGUUGAUGAACGAGAAAAGCGCGAAAAUCUCGAAGAAGAAGGACGGUCGGUGAAAUUUGGCGGCGGGGGUGGGCCGCAGGCUCGUUUGUCGGUGAUUGGCGCGGGAUACACCGGCACCGGUAGUGCUAAAAUGCCCCGUGGCCUGCCGACUAGACGAGGUCUCCAGGCGUUGGCACUUGUUCUGGCCACCGCUUAUGCUACGAUUCUCCUUUAUCAGGCCGUUGCACCUCGUCAGUGGGUAGACGAAAUGACGGUCGAAGUGAACAGUCGAAGCGUACUGGUGGAAAUACCAGUUUCGAGGAGAACGAUAAGCGAAGAAUCGUCGGUAACACCUGCAAUCGCAACGGCGACCAUGGCACCGUUCACCACGAAUCUCAACGACGUGUUUAUCAGCGUCAAGACUACUAAACACUACCAUCAUUCUCGUUUGCCGGCGAUCAUCGGCACGUGGUUUCAAUUCGCCAAAGAUCAGACGUGGUUCUUCACCGACCGUGACGACCCGUACUUCCAGAACCAAACCAACGGCCAUAUGAUCAACACCAAGUGCUCUUCCUCCCACAACAGGCGAGCCCUUUGCUGCAAAAUGUCCGUCGAAUUCGACAGGUUCCUCGACAGUGGCCGCAAGUGGUUCUGCCACUUCGACGACGAUAAUUACGUGAACGUGCCACGGCUGCUGAAGCUUCUGGACAACUACAAUCCACGGGAGGAUUGGUACCUGGGCAGGCCCUCGAUACCGGCACCCUUGGAGAUCAUCAGGCAAGGACCGGAACCCUCCAAGAGACCGCAAAAGGUGAAAUUCUGGUUCGCGACCGGUGGGGCUGGAUUUUGCAUCAGCAGGGCGCUCGCGCUUAAAAUGACCCCCGUGGCUGGAGGAGGAAAAUUCAUUACGGUGGGUGACAGAAUCAGGUUGCCCGACGACGUGACGAUGGGAUACAUAAUCGAGUACCUACUGAAGAAGCAACUCACAGUCAUCGAGCAAUUCCAUUCUCACUUGGAGCCAAUGAAGUUUCUGAAUAAGGACACAUUCGGCGAUCAGGUGUCGUUCAGCUACUCGAAGGGUCCUAGGGACGAGUGGAAUAUCCUGAAGAUCGACGGCUUCGACACGAAGGACGAUCCAAAGAGAAGAUCCAGAGUGUCAGCCGGAUUUCCUGUCCAACUAUCUCCAUCUGUCCUGACUCUGAAGAAACCUAGAACGAAGUCGGUAAAGCUGCUCUCCUCCUUCCUCGCCUUCGAUUCCCAACCACUCGUCUUCAACAUUUUACUUCACCAUACAUCUUUUGCUAUAUGUAACGUUAGCAAUUUGCAAAUAUUCAACUUGGACUUUGAUGUUAAAUAAAAUCACGAGAAAUAGAAGUAUCAACAU
This is a messenger RNA of Osmia lignaria (orchard mason bee), 2113 nucleotides long. RefSeq names its product Fringe glycosyltransferase (gene fng). The record is from RefSeq and is a predicted model, not a curated record. Gene Ontology annotation, molecular function: glycosyltransferase activity. NCBI's taxonomy places the organism in Eukaryota, Metazoa, Arthropoda, Insecta, Hymenoptera, Megachilidae. Gene Ontology annotation, cellular component: membrane.